Molecule: messenger RNA, 2986 nt
Organism: Paramecium tetraurelia
Lineage: Eukaryota; Ciliophora; Oligohymenophorea; Peniculida; Parameciidae
Exons: 5
Biological process (GO): protein import into nucleus
Cellular component (GO): nuclear membrane; cytoplasm
Source: RefSeq, a predicted model, not a curated record
AUGGCUGAAUUUUCGAUUGAAAAAGUGUGUCAGGCAAUCCAAGUUUUUAAUUCAGGCUAAGUUGAAUAAGCUGAUAGUUUUCUUAGAAGUUUCUCAUAAUCAAAUGAGGCUUGGGGAAUCUGCAUUCAAAUAUUGCAAUAAAAUCCUGAUCCAUCAAUGGUGUUUCAAUUGUUGCGUAUUUUGUAAUCCAAAAUUCUGUAUGACUUCAGUACUCUCAUCUAAUCAUUCAUUAGUUUCACUCACCCCCUCAGAAGUGCCACACAUAUAUCAAAAUUGCAUUCAAAUCAUACUUCACUACAGCGUAUAAAAUUAAAAAUCAACUAGAAUAUAAUGUGUACUUAUGUUCAUCUAUUUAUACUUGUACACCUACUCAUAGCAAACCAAAUCAAUACUAGAGUAAUCAUAUUAUUAAUACUUAGAGUCAUUGCGCAAAUUCUUGAUUACUCUCAAAACAAUAGUCCUCAUUAGAAGUUUUUAUUCGAUGUUUUGGAGACACUCCCAGAAGAACUGACAGAAAAUAAAAAGAUUAUAAUAGAAGAUGAGAAGAGGAAGUUGAUAGCUUAAGACAUUAAAAAUAAAUAAAUGUUGGAUAUUCUAACAUUCCUCCAAACUCAAUGGAAUGCAGUUCCAGAUGAUUCCCUUAAAUACCAUAUAUUGAGAUCCUACAAAAAAUGGUUGGAAUUCAUGAAAUCGAAUAUCACAGAAGAAGAAGCAAUUCAAUUUAUGCAAUUAAGUAGUCAAACCACACUCUUUAAAGGUACAUUGGAAUCCAUAAGUAAUGAGGAAUUGUAAAGUAAAGCCGUUGAAGCCAUAUGUACAUUUGUUGGUAUCAUUCCAAAAACAAUAUGUGAAUAACCUCAAUUGGAACCUUAAGUUUUGCAAUUACUAUUUGAUGAAGUAUACAAAACCUUCCCUGCUUGCAAAAAAGCAUUGGAUGAGGAAACAUGUGAUGAAAUUCACAACCUAAUUAAACUGUAUUCCAAAGUUGGAAAAAAGUGUAUGCACAAAAUUAUACUGAAUUCGCAAUUGGAGCCAUUUUUACAAACACUCUUAUGGAUAUUUUGCCAUGAAAAUUCAUUUACUGAAAGUGACAUCUUAAUGGAUUUUUGGAUUAAAAUGAUCAAAACCAUUAGAAUUAUGAAUGAUUUGUAAUUGUAAAAUAAGUUCUCAUUGACUUUCGAAUAACUCAUCAAUGGAUGUGUCUAAAAGAGCAAAGUGAAUAAAAUACUCUUGGCUGAAUAUGGGAUUUCACCUAAAAUUAAAGAUGAAUUUGAGUAACAACUGGAAACUAGAUCCUAAAUGAAAGAAAUAAUGGAAGAAUUAGUUACUAUCAUAUAACCAAAUUUAAUUAUUCAACAUUUAGGAGGAAUACUUAAAAAGGAAUUCAUUUCACAAAUGAAUGAAAAUGGUUGGAUUACAUUUGAAGCAUGUAUGAAUUUAAUUAGCGGAAUUAUUAAAUAAAUUAUAUUGAAAAAUGAUUAGAUUGGAGUCUAAUAUUUAAUGGAAAUCAUCAAAUUAUAUUUAGAUGUCUAUCAAUAAUAACCAUAGGCAAGCAAUAAUUUCAUAAUGAAAACAGUUUUCAAAACAAUAUCCCAAGGUUGUGCUUAAUUGAUUUCCUCAAAUGAAUUAUUGCCAUCAUUGUUUAAUUUUAUAACAAUAGGAAUACAUCAUAAAGUUUCAUCAGUCUAAAAGAAGGCCACCAAAGCAUUUUAAUUGAUUUGCCAAUAAAAUCAAAAUUUUGUUUUGCUUCAUUUGAAUCAAUUUUUAGAUCUCAUUUUUAAAUUACAAUAAGUCUCUAACUAUGAUAAUUUAAUUAAAGGAGUAGCAAAUGCAAUUUGUUCAAGUUAAGAAACCAUGUAAAAUUAUUACUUGAAAUUGUGUUCAAUUUUUGCUUAAAAUUUAGUUUAAUUACAAAAGUAAAUUGAAGAAUUACUCGUCACAUCUGUAGGAUCGGAUACAUUGGAGGAGAAGAUUAAACAAUUCAGUAAAAACAUUUCCAGUUUAGCAUACAUUAAUAGCUAAAUUCCUGCUAAUGAAUCAAAUGAGUAUUUAGCAGUCAGAGUUUUAGUAGUUAAUGUUUACUAAGAAUUAUGGCCAAUGUUAAAAUUUGGUAUGGAGAGAAUAGCAGUCUUCGAACAUGGAGUAGCAGAGAGAAUAGUGAGAUAUACAAAACACACUUUUAGAAAAGCUUUUAACCAAUUUUCUGUUGAUUUACUCACCUAAGUUUUUUAGAGCUUCUUAAAUGUCUAUAGAUAAGUUCCAAUAACAGCUUGUAUCUAUGUUGCUGAAGUAUCGGCAACUGUAUUCUAUAAAUAUCCUGAAUAUCGUAAUUUGUUGUCAGAGGCCUUUGAGAAUCUAUGCAAUAUUACAUUCCAACAUUUACCUCAAUUGUCAAGUUUCGAAGAGAAUCCUGACUUGACGGAAGAUUUAUUUGGAAUGCUUGUAAGAUAUGGUAGAUACACACCAGUGUUAUUGUUACAAAGUUCAGCAUUGUAAACAAUUUUAUAGUUGACUUUGAUGGCAAUUGGAUUGGAACAUGUAGGUGCUGCGAAAGUGUUUUACUCAUGGUUAGAAGUGACUUUCUUAAUGUUGAAACCCUAAGAUGAAGCAUUCAAAGUCUAAAUUCCAUAAGAAUAUAAAGACAAAUUUUAAUAAAUUAUUACUCCAUUUAUCCCUUAAUAUACAUCGAAAUUAUUCGAAGCUCUAAGAAAGGGACCAAGUGACGAAGAAGUUGAAGAUUACAUUGAUGAUUGCAUAAUAGCUUUAUCCUAGAUCUCAUUCAUUGAUUAUCAUCAACUUUUGAGCUAGGUUUUGGAGGAGGGACCACAAAACAUUUUAACUCAAUCAGAAAAAAAAACAUGGAUAGAAAAUAAUUAGGAUUCUGAAAAGUAAUAGUCAUUUCUAAAACUGUACACAAGGAGAUGUAUUUAGAAUGCUUUGAGAGGGUGAUAAAAUCGUAAAAUGUUAAAUUAAUUAUAUAUAUAUU